Molecule: messenger RNA, 2067 nt
Organism: Exophiala spinifera
Lineage: Eukaryota; Fungi; Ascomycota; Eurotiomycetes; Chaetothyriales; Herpotrichiellaceae
Product: V-type proton ATPase catalytic subunit A
Exons: 3
Coding region: 1-2067 (688 amino acids)
Biological process (GO): ATP metabolic process; proton transmembrane transport
Cellular component (GO): fungal-type vacuole membrane; proton-transporting V-type ATPase, V1 domain
Molecular function (GO): ATP hydrolysis activity; proton-transporting ATPase activity, rotational mechanism; ATP binding
Source: RefSeq, a predicted model, not a curated record
AUGCUUGGGUUCCGUCCUCGUCUUUCUCGCAAAAAGUCUCUAGUGGAGUUUAUCACCGGGAAGAGCAUUGACGAUCUUGCCAGCCUAUCUGACCUCAGCUAUCUGCAGCUUCAGCUUGGCCUUCCUGAUCUCCUCGAAGACGACCUUGAGGAAGAGCUUAGCGGUCCUAGCUCCAACCACACCUCUAUCUUCGCCUUUCCUCAACCCCUUCAGCAGCUACAAUCAACCGCCCGAACAUACAGAAGGAUGCCUGCUUCAAAAGAGAGUGGAGUUGGGUCGGAGGACCAGAAUGGCCUCGUCUUUGGCGUCUCCGGUCCCGUCAUUGUCGCCGAGAAUAUGAUCGGUGUGGCCAUGUACGAGCUCUGCAGGGUUGGCUACGAUGAGCUAGUUGGUGAAGUCAUUCGGAUAGAGGGCGAUAAAGCUACCAUCCAGGUGUACGAAGAAACUGCUGGCGUUACCGUCGGAGAUCCUGUCAAGCGAACAGGCAAACCUCUAUCUGUCGAGCUCGGUCCUGGGUUGAUGGAAACCAUCUAUGACGGCAUCCAGCGACCUCUAAAAGGAAUCGCUGAUGAUACGAAAAGCAUUUACAUUCCACGUGGUAUUUCCGUACCUGCGUUGGACCGCAAGAAGAAAUGGCCAUUCACUCCUACUAUGAAAGAGGGUGAUCACAUCAGCGGUGGAGAUAUCUGGGGCAAAGUCGUCGAGAACACCUUGUUGAACGAACACAGAAUCCUGUUGCCGCCCAGGGCCAGAGGCACCAUCAAGAAAAUUGCUCCCAAGGGCGAAUAUACCGUUGAUCAACCUCUUCUCACGGUUGAGUUCAAUGGGGAAACAAAGGAAUAUCCAAUGAUGCAGACAUGGCCUGUCCGUGUUCCCCGACCGGUCAAUGAAAGAUUGCGCGCAGAUUCACCCUUUAUCGUCGGCCAGCGAGUGCUCGAUGCCCUCUUCCCGUCUGUUCAAGGUGGUACUGUGUGUAUUCCGGGAGCCUUUGGAUGUGGCAAGACUGUCAUUUCUCAAUCAGUCUCCAAGUUUUCCAACAGCGAUAUCAUCGUCUAUGUUGGGUGCGGCGAACGAGGUAACGAAAUGGCCGAAGUGUUGAUGGACUUUCCUGAGCUCUCCAUCACGAUUGACGGCCGCAAGGAGCCCAUCAUGAAGCGAACCUGCUUGAUCGCAAACACUUCGAAUAUGCCUGUGGCCGCAAGAGAAGCCUCAAUCUACACUGGAAUCACAGUGGCUGAGUACUUUAGGGACCAGGGCAAGGCUGUUGCGAUGAUGGCAGACUCGUCUUCUCGAUGGGCCGAAGCUCUUCGAGAGAUUUCCGGUCGAUUGGGAGAGAUGCCUGCUGAUCAAGGUUUCCCAGCAUAUCUUUCCGCUAAGCUCGCCUCUUUCUACGAACGAGCUGGUAACUCGAUUGCGCUUGGCUCUCCAGAACGAACCGGCAGCAUCUCGAUUGUGGCAGCCGUCUCACCACCCGGUGGUGAUUUCUCCGAUCCUGUAACAUCUGCUACCCUGGGUAUCGUGCAGGUGUUUUGGGGGUUGGACAAGAAACUUGCUCAGCGAAAACAUUUCCCCAGCAUCAACACCUCUGUUUCCUACAGCAAGUACACCAAUAUCCUAGACCAGUUCUACGUGAAAGACCAUCCCGAUUUCCCCAAGCUCCGGGACCGCAUUAAAGAACUCUUGACCAACUCGGAAGAUCUCGACCAAGUCGUCCAGCUCGUCGGUAAAUCUGCACUUGGUGAUUCGGAUAAAAUCAUUCUCGAUGUUGCUGCAAUGUUGAAGGACGACUUCCUCCAGCAAAAUGGCUACAGUGAUUACGAUCAGUUCUGUCCCCUGUGGAAGACCGAGUAUAUGAUGAAAGCCUUUAUGCAGUUCCACGACGAAGCGCAAAAGGCCGUCACGAGUGGCUUGUCAUGGGCAAAGGUCAGAGAGUCGACCAACGAGAUCCAGCAUGGCCUCAGAAGCAUGAAGUUUGAACUCCCAGACAACCAAGAGGAGGUGUCAAGCAAGUACGACAAGCUGCUGCAGAACAUGUCGGAGAAGUUUGCUAGUGUUAGUGAUGAAUAG